Molecule: messenger RNA, 1718 nt
Organism: Vitrella brassicaformis
Lineage: Eukaryota; Vitrellaceae
Source: the annotation of a GenBank genome assembly
GAGGAACCGCGUGAGAAUCCAUGGUGACUUGCUUCGGUGUUUGCGUAUUUGUGGUGGUGUGGUGGGCAUGUGCGCUCCAUGAAUGCCCUGUACGAGCCUCUUCAUUCAUCCCUGCAGCUGCAGCACCGCCCAUCAGGAGCAGCUCACAUCGGCACAUCCGAUCAGCCAUCACGCGACGCGAAGCGCUGAAGCCCAAGCCGUCCAGUCGAGGCUCAAUGACCGCACAGGAGUUGACAGGCCCUCUCUGGGUGAAGCAGAGGUUUGCGGAGUUUGCGAAGCUCUGUGCGAGAUCUGGUGGGCAAGGUGAGAUCUGGUGGGCAGGCAGCACCAGUUGGAGUGAACAGAAGUCCCCUCCGAAGCACCCAGACGACAAGGUGCGGUAUUUGUGGAAGCUGGCUCACACCAUGUCGUACCCUCCCCCCUCUCUUUCUCUCUCGCUGUGUGUCUGUGUUUGUGUGUGUGUAUUUCCUGACUGGAUCAGGCGCCACAGCUUCAUGUCGACGCUUCUGUGUCAAGACCUCGAGUCACGAGGUCGGAGGUGGUCAGGGCCAACCGAGAAAAGCCGCUGCCGAAGGUCGUGGUGCCGCCGGAGCUGCGUCAGUACAUCCAUGAUGCCGCAGUUGACCCAUACUUGAUCGAUGACACGUGAGUGGGUCAGUGGGCAGGUGCACUGGUAUGUCAUGUGUGUGGUGCGGUUGGCGUCCGUGUGAUUGAUAGGUAUGGUAAAUUGAGGUACCGGCAGUGGACAGUCACUCACGAGGGCUAUUUCUUCUGGCCCUUGGUAGGCAUUGAUUGCAGUCAGGCAGACUGAUGACAGACAGACAGACAGACAGAUCCACACACAGACGCGUGCCUGGCCAUAUCAUACAUACAUCAUACGUGUGUGUGUGUCUGUUCGUCACUGACUCACUUACUUACUGACCGUCAUUCAUUCAUGUCAUGCAGAUACAUGAGUUGGUGCGUCAGACCGAGUGGCGUGUCGUCGUGUGGUGUGCUGACGGACCUGAUGACAAACGCGACGUCGAUAUCGAAUACGGAACGGCUGACGAGUACAACCUGUUUCUCAUUGAGAAGGAUGGCCUCAACGUCUCCCUCGACAUCGACAGCGAUCGGUAAGCGACCGCAGCGCAUUCGCCUUCACAUAUAUGUAUCGAUUUAUGCCACAUUCAUUCCAUGCGUCUGCCAGGAACUUCAAGUUCGACGGGACGUUGUUUGCCGUUCUGAAGGGUAUCGUUGGAUGUCGCAAGGGUUGGGCCGACCUCCGAUGGCUCGUGCGUCUCCACGGCAUCAAGCAGUGUGCCAGUGUUGUCGGCAAGAGGUGGCGCUUUUACUACUACGACCAAGAGACGGACGAGUUCAUGAAGUCUAUGAAUGAUGUCCUGCUGACCCCACGGACUGGGCCCAGAGGGAUUGGCGCCCAGAGGGUUAUCGACUAUAUUCUAGACCGCCUCGAGCACCCACACAACGUGAAACAAGAGCCUGACGGACCUGGCAUGGCGAGUAAGUAUGGCGUGACUCACUGACCCUCAAGAUAGACAACAGGCAGGCCGUCUGGUAGGUGGGUGGGUGAUUGUUUUGUGCAUGUAUGUACAUAAAUGGGGGGUGGCUAGGUCGGCCAAAAGGAAGGAAGAAAGGAGCAGGAAGCCGGUCGGCAGGGUGUUGCUGCCGGUCGUGUUGAGAUGAAGGGACGAGUUUACCGAAUUUACAGUACGGCCAGG